CGCCCCAAAAUUCAAAAUUUGGUAAAUAAUAAUCACAAUCUUGGUCCCAGGUAUUGUCAUCUUCUUCCUCCGCUCCGCUCUGCCAUCGAAUAAAGAAGAAAGCUCUUCACUCCCUCCGACGUCCCCCCUCUCUGGAGAAGAAUGGAGUCUUGAGCUUCCUCGUUUGUCCUCGCGCGCGCACGAAUCUUCCUUUAAAACCCUCCGAUUCUCAUUGCAGAUAGCAUCUUUCUUCUCCUUCUCAACUCAAAACAUUUUCUCUUCUCCUUCCAACACAAAUUCCCAUUUUGGACCCUUCACUGAAUCUUGAUUCGUUUGGCCAAAUCUCGUGUUCGUAUUUCAAGAUCCACCGGAUCGGCAAAAACCCUUUUUGCAGGUUUUGCAGCUUUGCUCAACUUUCACUCAAAUUCGCAUCUUUAUCUUUCGUCCGUCUUGUGGGUUGAGCUUGAACUGCGGAAAGGUUCUCUCUUUCUGUUAUCAAUUAGGAAAUUAAGCUCGUUUAGUUUGAGUAAGUAAAUCUUGAUCAUUGUUGCUCGAAAUGGGAGACAUCACGAAACUGGAUGACUCUGAAGCAGUUGCAUUGACAGGCAAGAUCAUGUUGAUUGCGGUGACACUUCUCUUCAUAGUAGUCCUCUUUGUUCUCCUCCUCCAUUUAUACGCCAAAUGGUUCUGGGGGCGCGUCGAAGAGGCCUCCUCGGCCGCCGCCGCCGCUCCGCCCCCGCGCCGCCGCCGCAGCCGACGGUUCGUCUUCGCCCCCGGCCAGGACCCCACGGUGGCUGUCCGUACGGGGCUCGAUCCGAAGGUCCUGCUCGCUCUGCCGGUGGUGGUGUUCAAUCCCCAGGAGUUCAAGGAGGGUCUUGAAUGUGCUGUUUGCCUCUCUGAACUGGUUCAGGGAGAGAGAGCUAGGAUCUUGACUGAAUGCAGUCACGGGUUUCAUGUGGAUUGCAUUGACAUGUGGUUCCAAUCACAUUCCACUUGCCCUCUUUGUAGGAAAUGGGUUGGUCUCGGUUCAGAUUGUUCGAAGACCAUCGACAUCGAUGAUGAUUUGGAAGAAGAAAAUAGUGACAGUCAACCCGUGGAAGGGAAUUUAUCUGGUGGGAUGCACCCCACUGAAUCACCAAACUUUCCCACAAAUGUGUUGUUUUGGGGUAAUGAAAUGCAGGUUAGCUCUGGGAAUGCUUGUCUAGAAGAAGGUGGUUCUUCUUCUUCUUCAGCUACUUCUCAGUCUUCAUCAUCCUCUGCAGCACUCGCUAUUGCUAGGCCUGCGAUGGUCGUUAUUGACAUGCCAAGGCAGAUUCAGAUGACGGAGAAUCCCUUGGCUCCUUCGUCUUCAGCAAACCGGGUUACCGAUGAUGAUCUGAAGUCCCCAGUUCCUACAAGACUGAGGUCAUUGAAGAGGCUCUUGAGUAGGGAUCGAAGAGUUGUUCCUUGUAGUGCAAAUUCUCUUGAUGUUGAAUAGGGGGAGGGGAUUGUCUUUGCCAUACACUCACCAUGAUGCGCACCAGCUGUUUCAAUUAUAGCUAAAAACUUCAGCUGUUUCAGAGAUUUCUCUCGUUCUUCCAUUAUCCAAACAACAGUUUGUUGAUGGAGAUGAAGAUGGACAAAGUGGUGAUAAAUAGUAUUCACUAAAGUGCUUGGCAGGGUUUCGACAACUGAAUUGGAUAUCCAGAAAUCAAAAUGUUUCAUACACAACAUUUGUUCCAGCAAUGUUGUUCUGAGUCAAGUAUUCCAACUUCUUUUUUAGGAUGAGAGAGAGAGAGAGAGAGAGUACAGUAAAAAGAAAGAGUUUUGCUUCUCUGUCUCAGGUGGAAAAUCAUUCUAGUUACUGAAGAUGUAGUUUGUAAUUUUCGCUGUUGUAAAUGUUUUUGAUUAAAUUUGCAUCUCCUGAUUGGUUAACCACAGAAGUCGGUUCUCUUCCA
Messenger RNA from Rhodamnia argentea, 1916 nucleotides. Its product is annotated as RING-H2 finger protein ATL3-like. The record is from RefSeq and is a predicted model, not a curated record. Bases 536 to 1456 code for a protein of 306 amino acids. The transcript has a single exon. NCBI's taxonomy places the organism in Eukaryota, Viridiplantae, Streptophyta, Magnoliopsida, Myrtales, Myrtaceae.